AUGAACUGUAGACUCUACCAGAAGGCCUGCACGCAAUCAGAAAACCCAAAAGCCAAGAGCGCCUUGAUGCGAUCCUCAGAAGUCCCCUCCUCCAACACCCUUGAUCAUGGCAUUUCAGACCAGGGAGUCGCAUCGAGGACUUCGACAUUGGUCGGGCCUGCUCCGGAUUUGCUCAGACCUCUAGAUGCAACUCCCGCCCUGCAAGAGCAUAGCGAGGGGCAAAUGGACUGUGCUUUCACCAGCUGCGAGCCUCUGAACUAUGAUCGUCCCCAGCAGCCUAUUCAGCUGGACGAGCUCUUCGAAGAUGAGAUCCUGAGAUCAAAUGUCCCAUUCCAUGACUUCUCCUUCCUCGGCGAUCUGGUGGACGGCGAUUUUGAGUCUUUGGACGACCCACAAGCUACAUGCCUGCCCGAAACAGCUAUCGCGCCACCGGUAGCUGGUCUUGACGACCACGUUCAAACUCCCCGGUACACGCCCACAUCCAUCCCUCGCUUCUCUCAGGAGGAUGAUAAGCUUUCAGGUGUGGAAUCUCUCCAGCCAGCUUCCGGGAGCGCGAGAUCGGAGGGUCAUAUUCCAGAGGGGCUUUUCAUCAGCAUCGCCAAUGCCAAAGGCGGAUCCAAUUCUAGCGGUGCCACACUCGCAAGUGCCAUCCAUACUUCCAAAACCAAACACCCUCAGCUCUCGAGUGACCUCAACUUCGAAUGGCUUGUCCAGGCCGCAAAACAUAUCGCCAAAUUCGAUUCAGACGCUACAAUGGAGCUCUCAUCAGGACAAUUACCUCCAAAAUCUCUUGCGGCGAUUUGCGUGAACGCCUACUUCGAUAAUGUCCAAGCGUAUUACCCGAUCUUGCGCAAACAUCAGUUCCAAGCCAGCUGGGAGUCAUUGUAUGAUCGAAACCAGAAGACUCAUCGGGUGGCACAAUACAUACUUUCCUGUCUGGUCUUCACGAUUGGUGCUGCCAGCGAUCGGAUAAAUUCUGCGUUUUCAUCGCCAUUGGAUCAAUUCUCCCGUCAUCUGUUUCAAAAGGCCUGCGCACUGGUCUACGUUCCCAUGACCGAAAGUUCCCUGGUGGCAUUGCAGGUGAUGCUGCUUCACACCAUGUUCUUGGAACUCCACGGUCAAUACAGUCUGGCAUCGGUUCUCUGCGGAUUGAGUAUCCGCAUGUGUCAGCAACUCGGCCUACACAGGAGAAGUCCUCUGGACCUCAACCUUGAUCCAGAUGAGAUCAGAUUUCGAUCUCAACUGUGGUGGAUUGCCUUUAGAUUCGAAACAUCUUCCGCCAUGUGUGAGGGAAGACCAACUGCAGUCCGCGAGCUGACAUACGAUGUCGACAUCUUGCCGCUUUGCUCUGACCAAACCAAAGCGUCAAACACUGCUGGAUUGGUGUCUGCGAUCCACUGUUGGUAUGCCAGACUGACCGAACUCUCAAACCGAUUCGUGACCAUCAACAGUCUUUGCAUCACCCCAAAUACCAGGUUAGAGACUUUGAAGGAUCUUAACGAUACCCUGACGCGGUGGAGGGAUCAGUUGCCUAUUACACUUCAACCAGGACUAGACGUGGUUGCCGACUGGAACUCGUAUAUGCUGGUGGCGCCGCUUCAUCUCGAUUACUUCAAUCUCUUGCGGUCGAUUCACUGGGCUUGUAUCACGGCGAUCACCACGAAUUGGGAGGCCAUCCAUGAUCGACAUAGAUCCUCACUCCAAGCCAUUGAGAUGAGGGUGUUGUCUGCAGCACGUUCAUACGUCCAAAUCUUAAACAGGCAAGUUACCGUGGUUGUUGUCCCCACCGCGAGGCACUCUUGA
Messenger RNA from Exophiala aquamarina CBS 119918, 1803 nucleotides. RefSeq lists its product as uncharacterized. Lineage: Eukaryota; Fungi; Ascomycota; Eurotiomycetes; Chaetothyriales; Herpotrichiellaceae. Bases 1 to 1803 code for a protein of 600 amino acids. The record is from RefSeq and is a predicted model, not a curated record. The transcript has 6 exons. Gene Ontology annotation, molecular function: zinc ion binding; DNA binding. Gene Ontology annotation, biological process: DNA-templated transcription.